This is a messenger RNA of Setaria italica (foxtail millet), 1557 nucleotides long. RefSeq lists its product as uncharacterized. The coding region runs from base 338 to 1378 and encodes 346 amino acids. The transcript has 2 exons. Lineage: Eukaryota; Viridiplantae; Streptophyta; Magnoliopsida; Poales; Poaceae. The record is from RefSeq and is a predicted model, not a curated record.
UUAUAUCCCCUACCGCAACAAGUCUAUAUCAUGCCUAUGAAUUCAGGAAAUCACAGAUACUUUUACUUGUUUAACUGUUAAAGAAAUUGGCCGGAGCUCUGCAUCCAAUUAAGUAUGGUGAGGUCGUGGUGCACUUCUGUGUUCAUAAAAAAAUGAAAGAAGGAUAGUUCUACCUAGAAUCAUUGGCAUCCAGUUCCAAGCAACCCAUUUGCUCCUACAUAAGCGAUCACAGUUUGUUUGGAAUAGCAAGGCAAGCGCACAGCACAACCAAUUGGCGCCUUGGCAAGUGAGGCGCGCGCAGCUCAGAGCCUCAGACAGCACUAAAAGAAUUGUCGCCAUGGCAGCUGCGGCCAAUGGCGCGGAUGACCACGAGCUGCCGCUCUUCCACCCGUCCCCUCCGUGCGCGCACUACUACGUGCAGAGCCCCUCCGCAGCGUCGCACACGCUCAGCCACCCGGCGUCCGAGUCCAUGGCGCUCAUCCUCUCCCCGUUCCCGAACCUCCAUCGCGACGCCGACGACGCCCGCCACUCCCGCGACAACGACCACGAGGAGGCCUCCCGCCUCACCCUGUCCCGCUACUCCUCCUCCCGCGGCUCCAACAGCUCCUUCCCCGCCGGCGCCGACAGCAAGAAGCCCGGCCGCCGCCGGCAGGUGCUGAGGGUGCUGUCGGGGCGGUCGUCAGGCGGCGGCGACGGCGACGGCGACGGCGACGACGACGCGGACGGCGAGGCCGAGAGGAGCGGGGCGUGGAGCUACGUGAAGCUGGACCCGGAGGCCCCCUGCUGCUGCAUCGCGUUCCAGGUGGCGUGGAGGGUGGCGGCGAGCGCGGCGCUGGCCCUUCUCGUGUUCGUGCUGGCCACCAGGCCGCGGCACCCCGGGGUGUCCUUCAGGGUCGGCAGAGUCCAGCGGUUCGCGCUGGGCGAAGGGCUGGACGCGUCGGGCGUCGAGACCAGCUUCCUCAACUGCAACUCCUCCGUCGACAUGGUGGUCGAGAACCACUCCAAGGUCUUCACCCUGCGCGUGCACCCGCCCCUGCUCGAGAUGUCCUUCGGCCGCUUCGUCUUCGCAACCGCACAGGGAGACGGCGGGUCGCACGACGUCGGGCCGCGCGGCACGUCGACGGUGAGGCUGUUCGUGGCGGCGCAGGAGAAGCCCAUGUACGCGGCGGGGCGCGGCAUGCAGGACCUGCUCGACUCCAGCCGCGGCCUGCCGCUGACCGUCACGGUCAGGGCGCGGUCCCGGUACCGAGUGGUGGGGAGCCUGGUCAGGCUCACGUACCGCCACGAGUCCGAGUGCGUCGUGCUCCUCAGGAGGACGCCCGACAGGAGCAAUGGCAUCGCCGCCGCAGGGAGGGCGACCUGCUCCGCCGCAAGUUAGCGUGUGCCUCGUAUACAUUUUGCCGCUGUCUCUUGCGCCUUUCGCAUUUUUUUCGCCGGAUUCCUUAACCAGGUUGAAGUAUAGGAGCAACCAGAAUUUCUUGACGUACCGUAAGACAUGUAAUCGCGGGUGUGAUUGGUGUGCUGUGCGUGCAUAGUGGUGUGUAUUUUGCUCAUGAA